Molecule: messenger RNA, 934 nt
Organism: Fragaria vesca subsp. vesca
Lineage: Eukaryota; Viridiplantae; Streptophyta; Magnoliopsida; Rosales; Rosaceae
Product: LOB domain-containing protein 39-like
Exons: 2
Coding region: 100-744 (214 amino acids)
Biological process (GO): regulation of gene expression
Source: RefSeq, a predicted model, not a curated record
CCAAAGCCAAAGCAAAAAAUUUUGAAUCCGAACGACAAAAGCCAAAGCAAAAUUAAGAUUAGGUUGAAUCACUUACCUGAGUUUGAUCGGACGGCGAAGAUGAGCUGCAACGGUUGCCGAGUCCUACGGAAGGGGUGCAGUGAGACAUGCGUACUGAGGUCCUGCCUCCGCUGGAUCGAUUCUCCCGAAUCCCAAGGCUACGCCACCUUGUUCCUCGCCAAGUUUUUCGGCCGUAGCGACCUCUUGUCCUUCAUCUCCGCCGUGCCUGAAAACCAACGCCCUGCUCUUUUUCAGUCUCUGCUUUUUGAAGCGUGCGGGCGUACGGUGAACCCGGUGAGCGGAGCGGUGGGGAUUCUCUCGAGCGGGAACUGGCACGUGUGUCACGCGGCGGUCCAGACGGUGUUAUCCGGCGGUGUUUUGAGGCCGUUACCGGCGAUGCUGACGCCAAACCUGGACGAAUCAUCCCAAGUCACUAUCAACAGAGGCUCAUGCGGAAUUCAAAACCCCCGCUACACAUCCGUACCGUCCAUGUUCGACGACGACGUGGAGCCGUUGGAUGUAGGACUCUCGCUGAAGCCGAAUCUCGCGGCGGCCGGAGGAAGAGGACGAGCGAGGGGAUGGAGCUGUGCAGUUGAUCGAAUGAGAGACACGGUGUCGUUUAGCUCCGAAGAUUCGGUCAUGACUACUAGCGGUGGCGGCGGCGGUUCGGACGGUGGCCGCAAGCUUUUGAACCUUUUUGUUUGAGCGACUCAGAUUCUGUGUCUAUGAAAGUAUGAAACUAUGAAGUAUGAAAGCUAUAAGAGAAGCAUAGAGAGUGAGAGAGAGGGAGAGAGAGCUAUUUUGUUGAACUGGUGAGGUCUAGAGUCUAGACUGUAGAAGAGAGUAAUGUAAUAAGAGGGAAAAAUGGUAACCGGAGCCCGUCAGUUUUUUGUUG